AGCAGGGGGUUGAAACCAGAUGAUCAUUGUGGUCCUUUUCAACCCAGGCCAUUCUGUGAUUCUGUGAUUCAUUCUGUUGGAAUUAGAGUUGUGCUACAAAAUUGGAGGUGCUCUUUCCUACUUUCUGGACUCCUUGGGCUCUGGAUGGCAUGCAUCUUGGCCUUUCAAAGGUGCACGUGACUGAGAUUUGAACCAGCAGCUCUGAAGUCUGAAUUGUGUGUUAGGUCUGUCCUUUAUGUGUUCUCUGCCCCCGUGUCUCAGACAGAUUUUCAUGAGUGCACAUAACUGGACUGAGGAGGAAGACUUGGGUUACAGAGUUACCUGUACAUUGCAGAUUUAAGGAAUCUUACUGAGAAUAUCUGCGUUGUUACUUUUUUCCCCAACUUAAGAGUUCUGUAUAUUAAUAUCUUCUAAAAGCUCACUGUGCCAAAGCCAAUGCUUGAAGCUUUAGUUUUUCUUACCAUAAAAGUGCUCAGGACUUAAGUUACUGAACAAAUAUGAAGGGAUGACAACAGUAUUUCAGUUCAACUUUUAGCAUGUUCCCUCCUAAGGAAUGGCUUAGAUUGCACGCUCAUUUCUUCAAUUAGUGAAGUGAAAAGCAAAGGGAUGGGAGAACUGUAAGGUUCCACAUGAGGCGAUUGAAGGGAAUGUUGAACUGGAAAAUCUCUCUACUGUGUUACUCAGGCAUUUUUAAAAGUGUGAGCUCCCUUUGUGAAGCAUAGGUGAGACUGUGUACACUUCUGUGUGUCGUGCAUGAAGGUGAGAUUAGCAUUAAGUUAUGGACAUUGGGGUUUUCUAGCUGAAUUCUUAAUGUACCAAUCAAUAUUCUUAUUAACUUAUAUUUUAGAAACCUAACACUGGAGAUACUUAAGAAGCGAAUGCCUCUGGAUUUUGGAACAAAUUGUGAAUUCAUGUGGAAGAAAUGCUGUGGCUGUUCUCAGGCUCUCUGACAAACUAAUUUCAAUGUUUCAGUAUUGCAUCACCUUGUGUUGAGUAACAGAAGCUCUACUGUUCAUUGAUCAAUGUGACAGUCCCCAGAAGUUUACGAGAUGAGCCAAGCCCGUGGGAGAUAUGACUUCUGCAUUGGGCUGGUGUUGGCUAUGAGCUCCAGCAUCUUUAUUGGAGGGAGUUUCAUCCUGAAAAAGAAAGGCCUUCUCCGAUUAGCAAGGAAGGGCUCCAUGAGAGCAGGUCAAGGUGGUCAUGCAUACCUUAAGGAGUGGCUGUGGUGGGCUGGACUUCUUUCAAUGGGAGCGGGAGAAGUAGCUAACUUUGCUGCCUAUGCUUUUGCACCAGCUACAUUAGUGACUCCUCUAGGAGCUCUCAGUGUUCUUGUAAGUGCCAUUUUGUCAUCCUUCUUUUUAAAUGAAAAACUUAAUCUACAUGGAAAAAUAGGGUGUUUGCUAAGUAUACUUGGAUCAACCGUGAUGGUAAUUCAUGCUCCACAAGAGGAAGAAGUAGAAACUUUAGAUGAAAUGUCCAACAAACUACGUGAUCCAGGUUUUGUGGUCUUCGCAACAGUUGUUGUCAUUGUGUCUUUAAUUCUAAUAGUCGUGGUGGGGCCUCGCCAUGGACAGACCAACAUCCUUGUGUACAUCACAAUUUGCUCUGUCAUCGGAGCAUUAUCAGUCUCCUGUGUGAAAGGCCUGGGCAUUGCUGUCAAGGAACUUUUUGCAGGAAAGCCAGUGCUGAAACGUCCCUUGUCUUGGAUUCUGCUGCUAAGCCUUACCGUCUGUGUGAGCACGCAGAUCAACUACUUGAACAGGGCUCUGGAUAUAUUCAACACUUCAAUAGUGACUCCAAUCUACUACGUAAUCUUUACGACGUCCGUUUUAACUUGCUCUGCUAUCCUGUUCAAGGAAUGGCAGCACAUGGCGGCUGAUGAUAUUACUGGCACCUUCAGUGGCUUCCUUACUAUCAUCGUGGGGAUCUUUUUAUUGCAUGCCUUCAAAGAUGUUAACUUCACCCUAGCAAAUUUGCCCGUUUCCUUGCGGAAAGAUGACAGAGCAGCAAAUGGGUCUUUGCUGAGCACGUAUGACUGCUUUAAUCACGAUGAAGAAAGUUCUACCUGCCUCAGUGAAAUACAAUCCACAGAGAGUCUCUCAGCCAGGAGAAAUGGAAGUCUGUCAGCCUUCUGAAAACACCUACUUGUUAAAUAAGAGAAGAACAAUUCUGUAACUCUGGAUUUAUUUUUUUUUUCCUGCUGUGAAAUGUCUGAGCUUGUCUGGAACCUCAUGUACUUCUUAACAGUGUGGGUAGACAAUCUUUAAGUUCGGUUAGUUUGGAUCACAAACACUGAAGGGGGUUUUAAUUUGCCUUAUUUUUACUUUACGAAAAUAACUAAAAUGACCUCAGACCACAGCUGGUGUUGUUGCUUACGUUAUGUAAAUACUUUCAUUUCCCUCUUCCGUUUCAAGAUGUAUUGCACUAAUGACAAUUUUAUCCAAAAUAAAUGGCUUUAUUUCUGCAUUGGUGGUAAA
Messenger RNA from Centrocercus urophasianus (Greater sage-grouse), 2477 nucleotides. RefSeq names its product NIPA magnesium transporter 2 (gene NIPA2). Bases 1050 to 2135 code for a protein of 361 amino acids. Gene Ontology annotation, cellular component: membrane. The transcript has 7 exons. The record is from RefSeq and is a predicted model, not a curated record. Lineage: Eukaryota; Metazoa; Chordata; Aves; Galliformes; Phasianidae. Gene Ontology annotation, molecular function: magnesium ion transmembrane transporter activity. Gene Ontology annotation, biological process: magnesium ion transport.